GCAACCACAUGGACUGCAAAGAUCUCAAGAUGGAACAUCUACCUUCUCUUGCCGAGUUCGAGACCCUUCUACAAGAGGACAGUUUGUUUAGAGACUACUUCAACACAUUCCUGAACCUACCAGUGUUUGCAAAAAGGCUGACUUACUGUUGCGACACUCGCAAGUUCCUGAUUGAGCCCAGAGUUGACCAUUUGCUGCAGGAGAGUGAUGUGUUGUCAUGGGCACUCUGCACACGCUUUCCUCUGUUUUGGUCCUCCGACCUUCAUCUAGAGUACAGACUAUCGCUAAGGCUGACCAAAGCCAAUCCAUUAGCUGCUGCAGACGUAUGCAGUGUAUCAGCAAUGGACAAGUUUCGCAAGUGUGUCUGCCAAACAGAGGGAGAAAGUUUGUGGCUUUUCUGGAAGGAUAUUGAGAGAUUAAAGAUCGCUAAAGACAAGCAAUUGGCUGUCAAAAUAUUCCAUUAUAUUCAAUUGACGUACUUGCAAAAUGGAGCUCUAGUUACUCUCCCAAAGUGUGUCAAAGAGCAAGCUGUUUUGUCUCUGAGAACUGAGUGUAGAAGUGAACUGCUGUUUAAUGCACAAGAACUUGCAUUGGAAGAGUUGAUAAAAUACUGGUCCCUACGAUACAACAUUCACUCUAAAGAUUUUUGUAAGAACAUUUCACAAACAUUUUCUAAAGAGCUUGGUUGCGACAAGACUUAUUCUGAACAACACCAAGCAUUAUUGCCGUUAGCCUCGAUCCCAGGCCACACUUCCUCUGAGAGUGACAAUGGGAGGCCUGUGAAGGAGGCUAUAUUGCCGUGUACUAAAAGCAACACAGGAGACAACCAACUACCAAAGAAAGUGUCACACAUCAAGUUGAAGAGACUUAGUCUACCCACACUAGUAGUAACCGAUGAUGAGAAAGAGGCUACAAAGAUAAAACAGAAGUGUGCGAUGCCUCUCAUCACUCCGAGCACUCAGUCCUUCCUCCCCCUUUCAACUGAGCAAAGUUCUAACCUCCUCCUACAAGACCUGCCCACCCUCCCCUACCUCUGUGCUUUCCUACGAACAGACUCGUUGUCCGAGAGACCUUUCCUUCACUACCUGAACGAGCACGCACGUCCAGCGUGCUCUCAUCUGCUGUUCUGGCAAUCAGUGGAGGUCCUGCUAGCUCAAGAUGAAAUGAAGAGAUGGUGUACAAGAAAUCCUUCACAGCGUUGUGAUCAACUGGUGUUCUUUGAAGAGUAUCCGGUUGCUAGAGACCUUUGUCAGUUGGUAGAGAUGUUCCUGGGAGGUCAUGCCCCCUACAGAGUGGAGCUGCCACAGAAUGUUUUGAGAAGAGAGUUGUGUGCAUUGGUGGAGAGGGGACUUGGUCAUAACCUUCUGCUGACUGUGCAGGAACACUCUGCAAAAAUGUUGUUCACCCUCUGGCAGGCAUAUCUAUUGGAGGACCACCGAUCAUUUAUUAUCUCCUGUACUCCAAAGAAGACUCUGAGGCAGAGUCCGACUCUGGAGUGCUCUCCAUCACCAGGACAACUAUUGGAGACGGUGUUCAAUCCCCCCUCUCUACACUCUGCAUGGAGGGCACUACGGUAUGCUGAAGCUGCCAAAUAUAAUGGAAUCCACCUUCUCCCCUCUCGAUGCUAUUCUCCCACCCUCCUCCUGACCCCGCCCACAGCUCAAGACAAGUCCAUCCUAGAUAUAGCGUGCGCUGAGUCUCCACCACCUGUAGACGAUGAUGCUCUCAGUCUCAUGGUCACCUCUCAGUGUGAUGCACUGACUUGGAAACGCACCAAGCUCACACGUACCCUUUGCUAUACUACUACACAGCAAUUCGACACCAAUAGCCCACCAAUACCAUUUCACAUGCUGGAGAUACUCAACAACCCUAACCAGCUGGAGUUCUUCCGUCACUACUUGUUCAUGCAUGGCCUCGAUGCUUUGCUACCCCUACAAUUCUGGAUGGCUGUAGAGGAGAUAAAGUUGGCAGAGACACUGGGAAAAAUGAAAUUUGUCUCCUACAAAAUACGACAGAUCCAAGAGAGAUUCCUCGUGGGAAAAGAAACUGGUUCUCUGUUGAGCACUCACCCAGUUUUCCUUGAACUCUCCAAGUAUAAUCGUCUGUCUGUUCAGCAGCUGAUACAAGCGCAAGAGGAUAUCGUGAGGAGUCUGGAAAAGAAAUGGUUAAAAGAUUAUGUAGCUUACCUGAAUUCAAAAGUAAAGGAGGUCGCUGCCAAGGCAGAGUCGAAGAGGCCCCUUAGCAAACGCAAUACAAGAGGAUUGUGGACGAUGUUUGUUCAUAACGUCAUCAGUUUUCGUCGAGGUCUGAUGAGCGUGGACACUGCUAAGCAGUUCAGAGAGUACUUGAGAAAUGAAGCCGUUAAAGGAUACUCAGGACAAGCAAAGAUUGUCAUCGGCGCUCGAGUUAUUCACGUCACCAAGCUACUCUGCGAUCUUUCGUUCUGGGCCGAGGUUGAAAGGUACAAGGAUUUGAUGGACUUGUUAUGGACAGGCAAGCAGAAGGGAUGUCUUACACCUGAAGAUGACAUCAUGCUUCACAAAAAAGCUAUUGCCAUUGUUAACUGUUACAUCGACUCCUCCGUAGCCCCAAAAGUGCAGAUCAAUAUACCUUCCAACCUGGUUACCGGCAUCCUGCAAAGUGUAUCUAAAGGGCAGGUUACUAGAGGCCUCUUCCACAAGGCAGCUCUGAGCAUCUUCUCAGUCCUCAUACUCUUCUGGAAGCGCUUCUGUAUCUAUCGGUUUUCCCCUAAGAAGAGGUUGUCUGUGGCUCGUAAGCAGAGUCGCUCCAUCGUCCCAGUGAACACCAUUCGAGUGAGAAAUGAACAUCAAUAUCACGCCCACCACUUCUGGGAUGGUGGUCCUAUCCUGUCGUAUAAUAUGAUUCGUGGGGUUAAAUGGUUAUUCCCCCCAAAGGCGUCCCAACCAUCUGCAGAGAAAGAGCAAGAUAGCAAGAACACUAGCAAGAACACUAGCAGGUCUACAGUAGUAGCACCAGCUCAUUGAAUUUGUAGCUACAUUAUAAUUAUAUUAUUUUCAUAGAGAUUAUGUAUGGAUAAGUGAUUUUGUUGCAUCAUUAAGUCAUGCAGUGGUA
Messenger RNA from Halichondria panicea, 3093 nucleotides. RefSeq names its product regulator of G-protein signaling protein-like. The transcript has 13 exons. The coding region runs from base 9 to 3005 and encodes 998 amino acids. Lineage: Eukaryota; Metazoa; Porifera; Demospongiae; Suberitida; Halichondriidae. The record is from RefSeq and is a predicted model, not a curated record.